ACUGAUCUGUUUCCCUGAAGCCCAAUUCUACGAAACCCUAACCCUUAUAAGCCAACCCCUCAUCCUUCAUCUUCAUACUUCCUGCUCACUCGCUCUCUCUAAACCCUAGCCGUAAACCUAACCCCUGAAACCAGCAACCAUGGCGGAGAGAGGAGGAGACCGAGGUGGCUUCGGCCGUGGCUUCGGAGGACGAGGUGGAAGAGGAGACCGCGGUGGACGGGGACGUGGCGGCCGUCGUCCACGUCGUGAAACAGAGGAGGAGAAAUGGGUUCCGGUCACAAAGCUAGGAAGGCUCGUGAAAGAUGGCAAAAUCCGCUCACUUGAGCAAAUCUACCUUCACUCACUCCCAAUCAAGGAGUUUCAAAUCAUCGAUACCCUCAUCGGACCAUCUCUCAAGGACGAGGUGAUGAAAAUCAUGCCGGUUCAGAAGCAAACCCGUGCCGGACAGAGAACCAGGUUCAAGGCGUUUGUUGUCGUCGGUGACGGGAAUGGUCACGUUGGUUUGGGUGUCAAGUGCUCGAAGGAAGUCGCCACUGCUAUUCGUGGAGCAAUUAUAUUGGCUAAGCUAUCUGUGAUUCCAGUGAGGAGAGGUUACUGGGGUAACAAGAUUGGGAAGCCACACACUGUGCCUUGCAAGGUUACAGGGAAAUGUGGGUCUGUUACUGUCAGGAUGGUGCCUGCUCCUCGUGGUGCUGGUAUUGUGGCUGCUCGUGUCCCCAAGAAGGUCCUUCAGUUUGCUGGUAUUGAAGAUGUCUUCACAUCUUCUCGUGGAUCCACCAAAACCCUUGGCAACUUCGUUAAGGCUACCUUUGAUUGUUUAAUGAAGACUUAUGGGUUCCUGACCCCAGACUUCUGGAAAGAGACUCGCUUUACCAAAUCUCCAUUCCAAGAGUACUUUGAUAUCUUGGCAAAACCUGCCAAUAAGGUUAUUGUCUACGCCACUGAGGAGGCAGCUCCUGAGAGAGUUGAGGCUUGAUUCAUUAGAUGUUAUGUGCUCGGUUGAUUUGUUCUUGAAGUUUUCUUAUUAUGAAAUGUUAGUAUUCUAAAUUUUGACUUCUGUUCUUGAGAGAUAUUUUCUGCAGACUUGCAAAAGAUAAUGUUUCCUUUUUUGUUCUUUUCUUUUCAUCAAUAUAUAUGAAGUUUCUGCCUGCUUA
Messenger RNA from Solanum dulcamara, 1154 nucleotides. RefSeq names its product 40S ribosomal protein S2-3-like. The coding region runs from base 140 to 976 and encodes 278 amino acids. Gene Ontology annotation, cellular component: cytosolic small ribosomal subunit; ribosome. Gene Ontology annotation, molecular function: structural constituent of ribosome; RNA binding. The record is from RefSeq and is a predicted model, not a curated record. Gene Ontology annotation, biological process: translation. The transcript has 2 exons. Lineage: Eukaryota; Viridiplantae; Streptophyta; Magnoliopsida; Solanales; Solanaceae.